GCAACCCUGGCACCAGGAUGCGAGAUGAAAACAGGUGAAUGCAGUGAGAAGCGGGUACUCUGAGUGAGUGAGUGAGUGAGUGAGUGAGUGAGUGAGUGAGUGAGUGAGUGAGUGAGUGAGUGAGUGAGUGAGUGAGUGAGUGAGUGAGUGAGUGAGUGAGUGAGUGAGUGAGUGAGUGAGUGAGUGAGUGAGUGAGUGAGUGAGUGAGUGAGUGAGUGAGUGAGUGAGUUGUCUGAAGUUUGUAGAAACUUUAAGUUAGUUUGGGUAAACGAACAACAGCUCCUACCCAUCCGUAUCCAUACCCCGGCUCACCUGAAAGUUCAGCAGGUGACGUGGUCAGACAGGUGUCGUGUUUGUAGCCAGUUUAUUCAGGAGUGAGAGAGAAAAAGGACACAGAGAGAGAAAGAGAGAGUGGAGAAGGCCAGAGAGAGGGGGAUGGGCAGAGAGAGGGAGAGAGUGAGACAAAGAGAGACAGAGACAGGACAGCAGGUGUGAAGUUGGCGAUGUCCCACGUUGAAGCCCGAGUGCAGCAGUCGCCGCACACCACCACGACCACCGCCAGCAAAACAAAAGCCAGGCGUAGGAGGACAUCGGUGAUAAACACACUGCAUUGUCAACAUACUUUGUCACACAGGCUGCCAGCCACGUGAUAUGCUUUCAAUCUUCCCUUUAUGUUUGCUACGACAUUACCACUGUGCAGUCUAGGUCCACCUCAGCUGGUUUAAUUCAUGUGUCUGUCCCAUCGCAUUUUGUUUCCUUCCUUCCAUACUCUUGCUGGUCGGAGGGCUUCGGUUUCCCCACUGAACGCCAUGUCACCCACCGCGGCAGUCUCGCUGCUAAUGACGUCAUGGCUCGCGCUUGGGGUCAGGGAGGUCACCGCACAGAUCCACGACUGCCCGCUGGGCUGGGUGACAUUCAACGACCACUGCUACCAUUUUGUCUUCUACCCGACACAGACACUGGAGGCUGCUGUGGCCGUCUGUGAGCAAGAUGCCGGGUACCUGCUGAGCAUCAACACUGAAGCCGAGCACCUGUUCAUUUCUGAAUGGCUGACUAAACAGGAGCUGGACAGAUCACGUCGGUGGUGGACAUCCGGGAUUGGAGCAGGAACGACUUUGCGGUGGGAGGGAGAUGGAACAGCCCUAACCUUUGACACAUCCAGCAAAUGGGGCGAGGCAGAUGCCGACAAGAAAGCAAACCUUCACAUUGUCUAUACUUUCACUAUUGCGACCAACACGUUCCUAUGGAAUCGACAACCUGACAGUGAAAAGUCCCCCUUCAUCUGUGAGGUCAACAGACAGGAGUCCUUCCGAGUGACCCAGGCUCAGAGAGAUUUCACUUACGGCACGCUCUACUCUGACGUCGCCUUGGCACCAAGAGGACCUCGCUUCACCAUCCUACCCGAGUCGGUCGUGGUGGCGGACCGGGUGGACUCCACCUACCUGGAAUGUGAGGCCGACAGCCUCCCACCUCCAUCCUACACCUGGUACAAGCGAACAUCUACCUCCAUCAUCAGGAUCAGUUCGGAUGUGGACCCGCGCUACACUCUCACCAACGGUCGACUGUCCCUUCAGGACCCGCAGACUCCGGCCGACGCGGGCUUGUAUUACUGCGCGGCGGAAAAUGAGUUCGGCUCCAUCAACACCCCCGCCGUCAGAGUCUCGUUUGGAUAUAUUGGCGACUUUUCAAACGAUCCUCCAGGUUCUGUGAGGGCGAAACGCUACCAGGGGACCGUUAUCAACUGCAAUCCUCCACGAUACAAUCCAGAUGCAAGCUUCCAGUGGUUCAAAGGCCCUGGAGCCAACUUCCUGAGGACCGACCUCAACAAAUACCUGUUCAUGUCCUUCAAUGGCAAGCUGUAUUUCUCAGAGACAAGCUUGGCUGAUGCAGGCAUGUACCACUGUGUGGUCACCCUCACUGUACCCCCGGGGCAGCGCUUUGCCACAGUGCAGCCACCAAGUAAAACCAGUCUUGGCAUUGAGCUCAUCGUGGAGGGCGACGUGGCCACGGACUUUGGUCCCGAGAUCCACAACGACUUCCCCGCCGUCUUCCCCACCGUUCCUCUGAGAGGACAACAGCUGCGAGUGGAGUGUCUGGCGUAUGGCAGCCUGCCGCUGUACUACACGUGGAGCAGAGACAACGGACCUGUACCCGACAAAGCCUGGUACCUGGAAGAUAACCGGGUGCUCAUCCUUCCCGACGUGCAGCUCGAAGAUGCGGGUAACUACACGUGUAACGUGCAACGGAAAUCCAGCACAUCUCAUGCCAAGAGCAUCAGCCUCGUCAUAGAAGCGGCGCCGUUCUUCAUGUUCCCACUACGUGAUCAGCACGUAGACAUCGACAGCCAGGUGUCGAUCCGUUGUCACGCCGGAGGAGUGCCCGCCCCAACGUACGCAUGGCAAAAGAACGGCCAACCUUUGACCUCGACGCCUGGCGACGUGGAGGUCAGCGGCAACGUGGUGGUCAUCAAGCGGGUGGACCCAGCCCGCCACAGCGGCAUGUACGAGUGCUCGGCCACCAACCUGCAUGGCACCAGCGUGUCGUCUGCUCAGCUCCGAGUCUUGUCGUUUGCUCCCACCUUCAGCAAGAGACCGCUCGCCGACACCAUGACAGCGACGAUUGGCGGAAACGCGACGAUCAUCUGCCAACCGGAUGCGUCUCCAUCACCGGAAAUGACGUGGUCACUGAACGACGCACCGUUGAAUCUCGUCAAGGGAGCUGAGGGACGAGUCGUGCUGCUGGACAACGGCAAUUUGUUCAUCACUCAAGUACAAAUGUCCGAUCAGGGUCGGUACACCUGCACUGCAGAAAACCUCAACGGCAGGGCAUCGAGUACCGGGCUGCUGAGUGUAGUGUCUCGCACAACCAUCACGGUGCCCCCGCGUGACACCCACGUGGACGUCAACGGCUCCGCCUUCCUGCAGUGUCAAGCGUCCUUUGACCGGAAGCAGCGUGACCUCGUGUACGUCUGGAGCUUCAAUGACGUCACCAUCGAUGCCGACAAAGACCCUACCUUCAAGCAGUCCACAAGCGAUGACCAGCUGGGGCUCUACAUCAUCAACACCCAGUUUGAGCAUGCCGGGGAGUACAGGUGUACGGCGCUUACGGUGGAUGAUAGCGUCACAGCCUCCGCCUACCUCACAGUCCAGGGUCCCCCGAGCGAGCCAGCAGGUGUCCUUGGACAAGUGGUCAAUGGGAUGUCCGUCGUCCUCAUCUGGUCUGUAGGUGACAGCCAUGGGGCGGAUAUUCUUUUCUUUAACAUCGAGUACAAGAGCAACUUCAACCCAGUCUGGCGCUACAAGUACACACAACUACGCACUGCUGACACACUGAGCGCCGAGCAUCCUGAUAAACACACCUACGUCGUCACUGACCUCUCGCCGGGGUCGUCUUACUCCUUCCGGGUCUCCGCCAUCAAUCGCUAUGGAGUGGGUCCGCCCAGCCAGCCGUCUGCUUACUUGAAAAUUCCCGAUGCUGCACCUACGAAAGCCCCUGAAGAAAUCUCCAUAAUGUACAGCACGGUGGGCACGCUCGCCUUCACCUGGCAGGAACUCAGUGAAGAAGACUUGACUGGUGACGGUGUCGGCUACAAGGUGUUCUGGCGGAAGAAAACGAACAACGACAAUGGAGGCCUGUGGCAGAGGGAAGUACUUUAUGGACGAACUGACAGGCAUGUGGCGCUUGUCGGCCAGGACAACUUCUACUUGGAAUACGAGGUGAAAGUCGGAGCUUUCAACAGUCUGGGCGAUGGUCCCAACUCUACAAUCUUCAUCAUCAUGUCGGCGGAAGACUUGCCUAUUGAGACACCUCGCAAUGUCCGUACAGGGGAAUACAAUGCCACGGCCUUCCAGGUGUUCUGGAACAAGGUGGACACCAGUCGACAGGCGAUGAGGGGCAAACUCGUCGGCUUCCAGGUUAACUACUGGUGGGAGCCUGAGCCUGGUACCCUGUACUCCAGCAAUGUUUGGUGCGACGACUGUGAAGAAACCAUGGUGAUCGGCGUUAUUCCUAACGAGAACUACUGGAUAAACGUGCAAGUCUUCAACACUGUAGGACUGGGGCCCAAGGGAGAGGACACAUUCAUCUCCCUGCUGCUGAAUCCUCCCUUGUUGUACCCGGAGUACGUGAUGGUGUCAUCCCACGGUCCUGACAGCGUCUUCGUGCAGUGGAGAGGAGUGAGCAUCGGGCUGCUGGAGGAACCGCUGAUUGGAUAUAAAAUGCGGUGGUGGCCAGCUACUGAGAACAUUCUAACUGCCAAUGACACUGUGGUCUACAAACGCCAGACCUCGGGGGUCAUCGUCGGCAUCAAAGAGAAUACUGUCUAUGCUCUUCGUGUUCUCGGUUUUAAUCGGGGUGGAGACGGGAAAAAAUCGCCAACAGUAUAUUUUACACGAGAGGGGAUGGUUGUGUACAAUCCACAAACGACAGACAUCAUGGCAGGAGCCAGUCACACUACUGUUUCAACAUGGACGAUUGCACUCACGUGUCUUACCACCUGGCUAGUCUUACAGUCAGAGAGCUUGUGACAGAGGAUUGUAUCAGCGAAUGGACCAAGAAAUAUUGUUGUUAAUAUUGUUCAUUCAUGUUGAAUGGAGGUGCGUGAUACUCCAUUGCAUGGCAGGACAGCUCGGGUGAACUUUCCUCCCUUCUGUGUUCCAGUCACAGAGCAGUUAAUUCCAUUCCCUCUCCCCUCGCUGUUGUGUGAUGUAUAUGUGGUAUUUUAGUCUUUUAUUGUUAUACAUGGUCCGAGACUGUUGUGUGAUCUAUGCAUAUACGCCGUAUUUACGCCCGGGGGGAAGUGAAUAGCCGAGUGGUUAGAGCGCUUGGGUCCGAACUGAAAGUGCUGGUUCGAGACCCGAUUAGCGCAGCAAACUUUCCUCAGUCAACCCACUUGGCGGGGUCUCUGUGAUUUCACUCUGAGCUGGACGGGAUGUUAAAGCUUGAGGGGAUGAUUAUAUUCUUCAGAUGGAGAAUGUGAAAACAAGACACUAUAGUAUGAAAUGCUCUCAUGUCAGCAUGCCCCUCGGUGAUGAGCUCCUCCGAAUGAGUGCCCCGUGGUCGGUGUGCCCUUUGGCGAGUCGGGGCACUGGACUCAACGACAAACAAUUUACGAUGUGUUUGGUGGAAUGACACAUUCAUCUGUUUCUCUUCACCUGCCUAGGGGAAAAGACUGGCAGCGGAGGAGUAACUGCUACAGUCGAUCACGUGAUGACCUUAACAUGUCUACAGAAUCUUCAUUCUUUGAAUGUCUGUCGCUAAUUUCACUGUGGCAUGCUGGUCAUGUUUAUGGAGCUUACACUGUGUUUUAUUUUUGUACGUUCUGCAACUGUCUCACAUUGAGAUUUACUCGGUGCGAUGAAUUUUAAAAUAUGGAGACUGUGAUUAUUUAUAAAAUUGAGACAUUGUUUCCACUGAGAGGCUCAGUCAAAGCUGUCUUAGUGCUCGUUGAUGAGGCUGGGAAUAAAAUGAGGCCACGUCA
Molecule: messenger RNA, 5479 nt
Organism: Pomacea canaliculata
Lineage: Eukaryota; Metazoa; Mollusca; Gastropoda; Architaenioglossa; Ampullariidae
Product: contactin-like
Exons: 27
Coding region: 729-4526 (1265 amino acids)
Biological process (GO): cell-cell adhesion
Molecular function (GO): protein binding
Source: RefSeq, a predicted model, not a curated record